AUGCGUAUUGAAGAGGUUAAUAGCACAACAAAGACCCAGCGGAUUGCCGCCCACAGCCAUAUUCGAGGGCUUGGUUUAGACGAGCAUGGUGAACCACUUCAAAAUGCUGCGGGUUUAGUUGGACAAAUUGGCGCACGCGAAGCUGCUGGUAUUAUUGUUGAGAUGAUUCGGUCGAAGAAGAUGGCUGGCCGUGCCGUUUUAAUGGCGGGCCCUCCAGCCACCGGAAAGCAAUCUCCCAGGAACUUGGCAGUAGAGUACCGUUUUGUCCGAUGGUUGGUAGCGAGAAUUUUCGUCGUGCAAUCGGUACUAUAUUUUGGGACUAACGUUUUAGGUUUGCGCAUAAAGGAGGUAAAGGAAGUGUAUGAAGGUGAAGUCACAGAACUUUCCCCGGUUGAAACAGAGAAUCCAACAGGGGGAUAUGGAAAAACAAUUAGCCAUGUCAUUAUCAGCCUUCGCACCGUUAAAGGAGUUAAGCAAUUAAAACUAGACCCAUCAAUCUAUGAGAGUCUUCAGAAAGAGCACGUCGAAGUUGGCGACGUUAUAUACAUUGAGGCGAAUUCCGGAGCCGUCAAGCGCCAGGGUCGCUGUGAUGUUUACACAGCUGAGUAUGACUUGGAAGCAGAUGAGUACGUCCCACUCCCUAAGGGCGAGGUACAUAAAAAAAAGGAAGUUGUACAGGAUGUUACACUUCAUGAUUUGGACAUUGCCAAUGCCCGACCUCAGGGAGGUCAUGACAUCGUAUCGAUGAUGGGACAAUUGAUGAAACCCAAAAAAACCGAAAUUACGGACAAGUUGCGCAAGGAAAUCAACAAAGUUGUUAAUAAGUACAUUGACCAAGGCAUUGCGGAGUUGGUGCCAGGCGUCCUUUUUAUUGACGAAAUUCAUAUGUUUGAUAUCGAAUGCUUUACCUAUCUCCAUCGUGCUCUUGAGUCAACAAUCGCUCCCAUCGUCAUUUUCGCAACUAACCUUUCUCGUGGAUUAAUGAUAAAAGACAUUAUUUCUCCCCAUGGUUUGCCACUUGAUCUCCUUGACCGUGUAAUGAUCAUCCGCACUCUGCCAUACUCAUUUGACGAGACCUUGGCCAUUCUUCGAAUCCGUCCAAUGAAUCUAGCCUCCAAUGUUGGCAAAAUCCAAUUUGCCGCUGACUUUCAGGAAUCAGUGAAAGUAAGUUACGUGACCUCUUUUACUCCUAGAUUCGGCAUCCAGCUUUUGACGCCUGCAUCCCGUCUUGCUCAACUAGCUGAGAGUGAAGAAAUAACACCAGAGCACAUCAAUGAGGUGAGCGGUCUUUUCCUGAACGCCAAGCAGUCGGCCAAAGUCCUGGCAGAGCAUGGCAGUCAAUUCCUCAAGUGA
This is a messenger RNA of Mesocestoides corti, 1353 nucleotides long. Lineage: Eukaryota; Metazoa; Platyhelminthes; Cestoda; Cyclophyllidea; Mesocestoididae. The record is from the annotation of a GenBank genome assembly.